AUGAUAAUACACCCUCAGGAACCAUAUCUCGCACAUUCAUCCUUUUUAAUGCCUGCAAAUAAUGAACCCAAAUCAGAUGAUCGGUUGCUUUUGACAGUACCACAACCACCACGACCACCACGACUAUCACUACGACUACUACCACCACCACCACCACCACCACCACCACCACCACCACCAAAUGCAUUUCCAUUACCGUUGCUACCUCAUUCACUACCACUACCAGUACCGCGUGAGCCGCUUCCACCACCGUUACCACCACUACCGCCAUUACCACCACCUCUAUCUCCUCAGUCCUCUUUGCCACCAUUAUCAUUCUUGAAUGUUGAUGAUAUUCCCUUCCUGAUGGACCAUUUCGCCCCGAUUCCAUUUGAACAUAUACCACCUCAUGAAUUUCAACGAAUACAAAUGUUCUGUUAUAGAUAUCCGGCACAUAGUAAGUGCAGUCAUUUUCCAUCCGUACCAAAAAUACCCCAAAUCACUGUAUUGGAAAAUGUGCCGAAGAGUUUAACUACGGACACUCCGCGGUUUGCAUUUCAAGAAUUGAAAAAAGAAAAUCGAGAAAUUCUUUUAAAGACAUGCUUAAAUGAAGUGAAAUGUUCGCAGCAAGAGGAGAAAUGGACAUUAAAGCGUAAACAAAUUGCUGCGCUUGAAAUGGACCUUGCAAAAAAAGUUCCUAUGACAAGUGACGAUAACUUGGAAGAUCGAGUCGAACUGAGACUCAUGCGAACACAACAAGUGAAGAAUUCUUUGCUACAGUUUGCUGGAAUCGCCGACUCCGUAGUACCAGCAGAUGAUGGAACUUUUCAAGAUGAUAUACUAUUAACUAUACAGCAAUCAAAUAAUUUAAUUAAUUCAAUUAAUAAUCCUGAAAUACGAAGAAAACGACAAUCAUUGUUUUUGGAUGAUUUACCAAACGAGAAGUGGAAUGUUACUAAACCGAUUAAAUAUGUUUUAGAUUCAUCUCUUGAAAUAAAUGAGAGAGAGUUAGUAAUGAAAGCAUUGGAUGAAAUUGGAUCACAAACAUGCAUAAAAUUUGAACUCGUUGAGACCCCACCAAAUGAAUCACAUUUAUUUUAUGUAAAAAUUCCUCAAUCAAAUGUUUGUGGUUUGAGCUAUAUUGGUCGAGUAGAAGAGAUCAAUCCGAUUUAUUUGAGUUUCGCUUGCGAAGAAAAUUUUGGUAUAAUAAUCCAUGAAACGUUACAUGCAUUGGGUGUAAGCCAUCAGCAAUUACGUUCGGAUCGCGACGAUUAUAUUAUUAUUAAAUGGGAAAAUAUCAAUCCAAAAUUGUACGAUUAUUUUGCUGUAUCAGAUUUGAAGAAAUUUACAAGUUAUGGUGUGAGCUACGACUACUACAGUAUCAUGCAUUAUGGACCGUAUGUUGGAGCAGUUAAUUCAAAGAAACCAGCUAUUGUACCGAAAUAUCAGAGUGAACGAUUUCUUAAAGUUAUGGGUCAACGAAAAGCUUUAAGCGAUAAAGAUGUUGAAUUACUAACAGCUAUGUAUUGUAGUAAAGGCAAGUUUCAAAAAUCAUAUCUGAAAAGAAUAUGA
Messenger RNA from Acanthocheilonema viteae, 1551 nucleotides. The record is from the annotation of a GenBank genome assembly. Lineage: Eukaryota; Metazoa; Nematoda; Chromadorea; Rhabditida; Onchocercidae.